Sinocyclocheilus rhinocerous is the source of this 631-nucleotide messenger RNA. Its product is annotated as calcium-dependent secretion activator 1-like. The coding region runs from base 1 to 447 and encodes 148 amino acids. Gene Ontology annotation, biological process: synaptic vesicle exocytosis; dense core granule exocytosis; positive regulation of exocytosis. The record is from RefSeq and is a predicted model, not a curated record. Gene Ontology annotation, cellular component: glutamatergic synapse. The transcript is spliced from 3 exons. NCBI's taxonomy places the organism in Eukaryota, Metazoa, Chordata, Actinopteri, Cypriniformes, Cyprinidae.
AUGUCAGAUCCCUUCAACAAGGACAAUUCAAAGCCUCUUAUGUGGUUUUUUAAGCCAAGUCGCAACCAUCUUAUCUCCGCAUUAGGACGGAGAUGUGUUUUCCUAUGUGUUUGUGUGUGGCAGCAUUUAUAUGUGUGUCUGUCUUUGCUGGAGAACAAUGUAUUUGUGUUUCAGCAAUGGUACACUAGCACAAUGAAUCUCCUGGGCACCUGGCUGACAGACCGUAUGGACCUGCAGUUGCAUGUGUAUCAGCUGAAAAUCCUCAUCAGAAUUAUUAAGAAAAAGUAUCGUGAUUUCCGACUACAAGGUGUGUUGGACUCCACAUUGAACAGCAAGAUGUAUGAGACGGUGAGAAACAGGCUGAUUCUAGAAGAGGCUACAGCAUCUGUAAGAGAGGGAGGGAUGCAAGGCAUAUCCAUGAAGGACAGCGAUGAGGAAGAUGACUAGAUCCUGCUGGAGACAAUUAGGUGUGGACAAUUCGGUUAGACACGUUUAUUGUGGCCUAAAAUGAUGCAUGUUCACCACUGUCCAUCGCUCGUACAUGUCUGGAUGUUAACGUCAUGUUCUAUGACAAAUAAGGGACCAACUUCAAUUCAAAUUAAACUAAAAAAUACAAAUCUCAAUUCAGAUG